AUGACUGUCAAGCUCGUCAAGUUCCAGGACAUCGAGGUCCCCGCUCCAGGCUUCGGCUGCAUGGGUUUCUCUAUGGGCUACGGUCCCGCAGACGACAAGGUCUCGCACCAGACGAUGGCCAAGGCUGUGGAGCUUGGUUGCACCUUCUGGGACUCGGCGGUCGUCUACGGCAAGGGCCACAAUGAGCAGCUCAUUGGCGACUUUUUCCGUGCCACCAACACCCGCGACAAGGUCUUCAUCGCUUCCAAGUGUGGUUGGGACUGUAUGGAUGUCGGUACUGGAGGUCCUCUCGGCGGUGUCACCAACAAGGCCGAGCACAUUGCAACCUACAUUGAGGGCACCAAGGAGCGCCUCGGCUCGUACCCCGACCUCUACUACCUCCACCGCAUCGACCCGAACACCCCGCUCGAGGAGUCUAUUCCUGCGCUCCAGGCUCUCAAGACUGCCGGUAAGACCAAGUACAUUGGUCUGAGUGAAUGCAGUGCCGCCACUCUCCGAAAGGCCUGUGCCAUCGCCCACAUCGACGCCCUUCAGAUCGAGUACUCUCCGUGGUACACCGACCACGAGGAGAACGGCCUCAUCGACGCUGCUCGUGAGCUUGGCGUCACCAUCAUCGCCUACUCUCCCCUCGGCAAGGGUAUCCUCACCGGCCAGUACCGCAGCCCCGAGGAUUUCCCUGAGGGCGACGUCCGUGCCACCAUCCCCCGCUUCAGCAAGGAGAACAUGCCUCGCAACCUUCGCAUUGUCGACGAGUUCCAGAAGCUGGCUGCCAAGAAGGGCUGUACCUCGUCGCAGCUGGCGCUUGCUUGGGUCAUUGCCCAGGGCGCCAUCCCCAUCCCGGGUACCAAGUCCAGCUCUCGCCUUGCGGAGAACUUUGGUGCCAACGGGGUCAGCCUCGAUGACGCUGAGCUGAAGGAGCUCAGGGUGCUCAUCAACGAUGCCAAGCCCGUUGGUGACCGUUACAACGCUGUUCACAUGGCGAUUGUCGGGCAGUAG
Molecule: messenger RNA, 996 nt
Organism: Apiotrichum porosum
Lineage: Eukaryota; Fungi; Basidiomycota; Tremellomycetes; Trichosporonales; Trichosporonaceae
Exons: 4
Coding region: 1-996 (331 amino acids)
Cellular component (GO): cytoplasm
Source: RefSeq, a predicted model, not a curated record